Molecule: messenger RNA, 5410 nt
Organism: Siniperca chuatsi (mandarin fish)
Lineage: Eukaryota; Metazoa; Chordata; Actinopteri; Centrarchiformes; Sinipercidae
Gene: fes
Product: FES proto-oncogene, tyrosine kinase
Exons: 18
Coding region: 2656-5142 (828 amino acids)
Biological process (GO): cell adhesion; chemotaxis; regulation of mast cell degranulation
Molecular function (GO): non-membrane spanning protein tyrosine kinase activity; ATP binding
Source: RefSeq, a predicted model, not a curated record
UCACUGCACUAAGCUUUAUGCAAAUUAAUGUGUGAUGACAUCUUCAACAUGUAAAUGAGCUGAGUAACACGCUCACAAGCCAGCCUAGCUAGCUAUGGGGCAGACUGGUUAAGCUAAGGCUUAAAAGUUACAUAAGUUUAGUUACUGUAGGCACUUCUCAUUUUUCUAUUUUGUGCCUCGUCUCCAAUCUCCUCUGUUCUCCUGCCUACAUGUGACCAAGGAAACUGCCCGUGACUCAGAAAUCGAUCUCAGCACUCAUCUUGAAGGAUGUCUUCAUUCCUAAAAUGCAUCUUGAGGAGAGAGGAGGCUUACUGGAGGAGCUAUGAGCGAGGAUGCACAGGUGUAUCCUAUGUGGAAGUCUUUUCAGCACCUGUGACAUAUGAAAGAGGCGUUACAAUGGACAUGGAAUGACGUUGCUUUAAAAUGACGGCUCUGAAGCAAGGAUGUCUCAUUUUGCUAAAUCCCUGUUGCCUCUACUCCUUUCUCCUUGUGUCUCUUCCUUGCCUCCUUCGCUUGCAUCUCUAGUGGGAGGGACUAAGACGUGAGGAGAGGAGGCAAGGAAAGGAAUGGAGGAUGUACAAACAGAAAUGAGAAGAGGGGUGUGUCUGUGUACUGUGUUUAUUUGCAGCAGCAGCCUCUAGUUGGCUGAUUCAGAAUAACUUUAGCAAUGCGGUUGUUCUAGCUAACACAAGCUAAAAGGAAGUAUUUCCCCCCCCAAAAGUUUUAAUGUGAAAAGUAACUAGUAACAAUAUAUUAAUGUGAAAAGUAACUAGUAACAAUAGAUGUCAGGUAAAUGUAGUGGUGUAAAAAGUACAAUGAAAUGUAUUGGGGUCAAGAUGCAAAACAUUGAAAUACUCAAGUAAAGUAUAGGUAUGUCAAAAUUCUAUUUAAGUACAAUAGCUGAGUAAAUGUACUCUGUUGCUUCCCACCCCUGGAACUGCAGUUAUGGAAAAUAGUUUUCAUCAGCAUGAAUGCUGCCAUUGAAGUGACGGCACAUAAAACAUUUAGUCAACAGCAGUGACAUUUGGACAUCGCUGAGUACAGCAUGAUUCUCUGUUGCAUCUAGCCACCGUGUAUGGUUGGCUAUAACACGACCUGCAACUCUUUUGUAGAUACUGUAUCUAAACAUAAACGCAGACACUUCCUCUGCGGUCUGUAAAACCUACCUGAGCUGUGCUGCAUUGUUUAGUGUAUUGUUGUCCCAUCUCCCCCAUUGUGUAUAAUGAGUGUAUUUGAUGAUGUAUGGCUGGUGUUAUUGUAAUUGAGCCAGUAACUUUACAGCAGAGAGGUUGCACUCAACAUCAACCAAGUAAUAAAUACAAGUAAUGAAGUGAGACUAGGUUUAAACUGUGGUAAAAAAACAAAACAAAACACCAUCAGCAUUUUUUUUACAGUCUGUUGUGGUCUAAAAGCGCUAAGCCAUUUACUUAAAAAAAAACACCCAGAGAAGGUUUCAACAAACUGGCCAUUGCUCAAAGUUAAAUAGUAUUUUUCCCCAUUUUAUGAACAAUAGUGUAUUGGGUUCAGUAGUAAACCUGCACCUGCCUGCAUCAGGCUUUCAGGUCACUGCGGGCAAAUCUUGAAGCCACACUGCUCCAAUAACCUGCUCACCAGCUGUUCAAACAGACAUUUAUAACAUCAAGACAUUAAAAGCACCUCGCUUGUAAAAAUCUUUAAUAAUCAGUGGUGGAAGAAGUAUUCAGAUCAUCAAGGUCCAGUGUGUAGGAUUUAGAGGCAUCUAGCAGUGAAACUGCAGUUUGCAACCAUUUGAAUACCGCUCGCCUCACCCUCCCCUUCCAAGUGUGUAGGAGAAACGACGGUGGCCGUGAGACUCGCUAAAAACGCAAAUGGCCCUAUCUAGAGCAAGUGUUUGGUUUGUCAGUUCUGGGCUACUGUAGAAACAUGGCGGUUGACCUCUGUGGAAGGGGACCCGCUCCCUCUGUAGAUAAAAAUGGCUUAUUCUAAAGUAAUGAAAACACAAAAAUUCUUAGGAAUCGUUCUUCCCGUGGGUGAUUAUACACUAAUGAAAACAUAUAAAUAUUAUAUUUCAUUUCUGCCAAUAGCGCCUCCUAAAUGUUGCACACUGGACCUUUAAGAACAUCUUGCUGUAAAAUAAUAUGUUGAAUUCAGGACUUACUUAUUGUAAGAGAAAUUGUACUUAACUACAGUAGAUGAGUAAACGUCCUUAGCUAUAUUCUACUCUUGAAAAUAUCAGAUGUUUCUGAUGCAUGCAUUGUAAAAGAUGAACAUUAGUGGCCAUAAUGUCACAUGCAGAUAAGACAUGUUUUGACACAGCUUCCACCUGUCUGUGUGGUGUAUCUGCAUUUUUGGGGGUAUUUUAUAUACAUUUACAACAAAUAAUAGGUUUUGGAGUUAUUGUGCUGAAAAAGUUGUUCCUAAAUUGAAAGCAAAAUUACAAUUACACAACUACAUUCAAACAGAGAUGAGGAAGUGCUGCCUCACAUGAAAGUCCGUACUUUUUUUUUUCUUCACAGGGAAAUGAAACCCUUCUGUGGCCACAAAGAAAAAAAUUCUCUUGGUCAUUUGCAGCUGCCUUAUCUCACAGCACUGUUUCUGUCCUACUCACACACUGUGCUGUAAGACUUACUGCUGACAACAAAUCCUUGGCAGGGAGGAGAGUUUAAAUAUUCAGAGAUGGGUUUUGGGGAGGACCUGCGGUGCCCCCAGGCACAUACAGCUGUCAUGCGGCUGCUGGACUCAGAGCUUCACCUGAUGGAGGUCAUGAAGAAGUGGAUGGGUCAGCGGGCCAAGAGUGAGCGGGAGUUUUCAGUGCAGCUGCACCAUAUGGCUGCCAUAGUGGAGAAGCUGGACCAGCCUCAGCUCGGGGCAGGACUUGAUUACAUCAGCCAGCUCAACAAGUCGUGGGAAGUGCUGGUCUCUCAGACGGACUUUCUCAGUCAGGUGAUGAAGAAGCACUCUGAGGAUCUGCUGGAUGGUCCUAUCAGCAAACUGACGCUGCUCAUCAGAGACAAACAGCAGCUCCGCAAAACCUAUGCAGAGCAGUGGAACCUGCUGAGGCAGGAGCUCAGCAAAGUGACCCAAACAGAGCUGGAGAGGCUGAAGAGCAGCUACAGACAGGCAGUGAGAGAUGCAGCUCAGGCUAAGAGGAAGUACGAGGAGGCCCAUAAAGAUAAAGACCGAGACAAGGCCAAAGAGCGUUACAUAAAGGCUUCACUGAAACUCCACGAGCUGCAUAAUGAGUAUGUGCUGUCUGUGCGAGCUGCUCAAGUUUACCAUCAGCACCACUUCAGUCAGAUCCAGCCCGCCCUGCUUAAUGCCCUGCAGACUCUGCAGCAGGAGAUGGUGCUCAUACUAAAGGAGAUCCUGCAGGAGUAUUUCGACAUUUCCACUCUCCUCCAUCAUGAAGUGGUGCGGAUCCACAGGGAGAUGUCUUCGGCUCUAAUGGCCAUCGAUCCUCAUAGAGAGUAUGAGAGCUUCAUCCACCAGAACAGGUCUGUAGGGGAGAUUCCUGCUUGUGCAGAGUUUGAUUGCAGUCUUCUGGAGGACACUGAGCAGCUAAAUCCCAGAGAGAUUGAACUGAACGACCUCACGCUUGAGACAAUCCAGCACAAGCUGACCACGGUUGAGGAGGAUUUGCUGGAUCUGGCUCAGACUAUGGGCUCCCAGCAGACCUCGGUCGAACAGUUGGAGCUGGAGCUGGAGGCAGAGGAGGAAGGUGUCAAGAAGGGCCAGAGGGUCUACCAGUUCAGCAAGAGACAUGCGAUGGAGGAGUGCCGGCAGCAGGUUGCUCUGUCUCAGGGUAUGAGAGCCAAGCUGGAGGUUCAGAGGCUUAUUCUGAAGGAGAAACUGGACCAGUUGGGCUCCAAAGAACCUCCCUCUGCUCUAAAUCUGGACCCAGACAUUGUCUCACUUUUGUCCAACACAAGCAAUGACCACAGCCGAAGCUCUUCCAAACUCCUCAUGGACGGGAUUAUAAGCAAUCUGAGUGGCCUGUUUAAACCCAAAUGUGAGGUGCUUCCGGUCCUCACCCUGGUGCAGGAGGUCGAUCGUCCUCUGGGGCAGCAGGACUGGUACCACGGAGCCAUUCCCAGACUGGAGGUCCAGCAGCUGCUGAAGAAUGACGGAGACUUCUUAGUGAGGAAGAGUCAAGAGAAGCAGGGUUAUGUGCUCUCUGUGCAAUGGGAUGGAUCCUGCAAGCAUUUCCUCAUUCAGAACACUGAUACUCUGUACCGUCUGGAUGGAGAAGGCUUCCACAGUAUCCCGCAGCUGAUCCAUCAUCUACUAUCCUCACGACAACACAUCACCAAGAAGUCUGACAUAGUGCUGAAGAAACCUGUACUGAAGGACAGGUGGGUCCUGGAACAUGAUGAUAUUAUCUUGGGACACUUCAUAGGACGGGGUAACUUUGGAGAAGUGUACUGUGGUCGUUUACGCUCUGAUAACACUCCUGUUGCGGUGAAAUCCUGUAAAGAGAACCUGGCCCCAGAGCACAAGAGUAAGUUCCUGAUGGAAGCCAGGAUCCUGAAGCAGUAUGACCAUCCAAACAUUGUGAAGCUGAUAGGAGUGUGCACUCAGAAACAGCCCAUCUACAUCAUCAUGGAGCUCAUUCAAGGUGGUGACUUUCUCUCCUUCUUGCGGCGUGAGAGUCACAGUCUGAACCCUAAGAUGUUGGUCAAAAUGACAGAAAAUGUAGCAUCUGGCAUGGAGUACUUGGAGAGCAAGAAGUGUAUCCACAGAGACCUGGCAGCGCGAAACUGUCUGGUUACAGAGCACAACUUGGUGAAGAUCAGUGACUUUGGGAUGUCCCGUCAGCAAGAUGACGGUGUCUACUCUACAGACGGCGGCCUCAGACAGAUCCCUGUAAAAUGGACAGCUCCUGAAGCCCUGAACUAUGGUCGUUAUACCACAGAGAGUGAUGUGUGGAGCUUUGGUGUCUUACUGUGGGAGACCUUCUCCAUGGGAAUGACACCCUACACAAGCAUGACCAACCAACAGACACGAGAAGAGGUGGAGAAAGGAUACCGUAUGCCUGCUCCACAUGGCUGCCCCGUGGAAAUUGCCAGGAUUAUGAGCAACUGCUGGCAGUACGAGCCCAGAAGCAGACCAUCUUUCAAGAAACUUCGGGCUGAGCUCAGUGCCAUAUACAACAAAAUUAUAUAAUACCAAGUCUGUUAAUUGGACAUGUACUGUAAAGGUUUGUUUUCUGUCUGUUUGAUUUGUUUGUAACUUUGCAUCUUGACAUGCAAAUUAAAAAACAAAAUGAAAAAUUAUUUAAAAAAUAUUGGACUCCUUGUCAUGGUUUUGAGGGUUACAUCUAGUCAUUUCCUGUUUUAUUUUGCAAUAUUCUCCUCACCUCUUGUGUUUUUUGAUCUCUGCCUGCCUGACUACAUAUGUAAGCCUGGUGUUCUCUAUUAAAUCAUUGAAGUCA